This is a messenger RNA of Aspergillus alliaceus, 1116 nucleotides long. Its product is annotated as 3-isopropylmalate dehydrogenase. Gene Ontology annotation, biological process: L-leucine biosynthetic process. The record is from RefSeq and is a predicted model, not a curated record. Lineage: Eukaryota; Fungi; Ascomycota; Eurotiomycetes; Eurotiales; Aspergillaceae. Gene Ontology annotation, molecular function: NAD binding; 3-isopropylmalate dehydrogenase activity; magnesium ion binding. Gene Ontology annotation, cellular component: cytosol. The coding region runs from base 1 to 1116 and encodes 371 amino acids. The transcript is spliced from 3 exons.
AUGACCAGAGCAAAAACCCACAACAUCCUCGUCCUCCCCGGCGACGGCAUCGGCCCUGAAAUAAUGGCCGAAGCCACCAAAGUCCUCUCCGCGUUCAACACAUCCACGGUGCAGUUUAAUCUCCGCUCGGAGCUGAUUGGCGGCUGUAGUAUCGACCUCCACGGCAAAUCGAUUACGGAUGCCGUCAAGGAGGCGGCUCUGGCCUCGGACGCGGUGCUGUUCGGUGCCGUUGGGGGUCCGAAAUGGGAUAACAUGCGGAAGGGGCUGGAUGGACCGGAAGGUGGACUGCUGCAGCUGCGGAAGGCGAUGGAUAUCUAUGCGAAUUUGAGGCCGUGUUCGGCGAAUUCGCCGAGUCGGAAUGUGGCGAGGGAGUUUAGUCCGUUUCGGCAGGAUGUGAUUGAGGGCGUGGAUUUCGUGGUGGUGAGGGAGAAUUGUGGCGGAGCGUAUUUUGGGAGGAAGGUUGAGGAGGAUGGAUAUGCCAUGGACGAAUGGGCCUACUCCACCCCCGAAAUCGAGCGCAUCACUCGUCUCUCCGCCGAACUGGCUCUCCGUCACGACCCCCCUUGGCCCGUCAUCUCCCUGGACAAGGCGAAUGUGCUCGCGUCCUCGCGGCUCUGGCGCCGGGUUGUUGAAAAGACCAUGGCGACGGAGUAUCCGCAGGUGAAGCUGGUGCAUCAGCUGGCCGACUCCGCGUCGCUGAUCCUGGCGACGAACCCCCGGGCAUUGAACGGCGUCAUACUGGCUGAUAAUACCUUUGGAGAUAUGAUUUCGGAUCAGGCAGGGUCUAUCGUUGGGACGUUGGGCGUGUUGCCGAGUGCGAGUUUGGAUGGGUUGCCUUCUGAGAGCCGGAGAAAGACACAUGGGCUGUAUGAACCGACUCAUGGGUCGGCGCCUACGAUCGCCGGCAAGAAUAUCGCCAACCCUGUGGCUAUGAUUCUCUGCGUGGCGUUGAUGUUCCGGUAUUCUUUAGACAUGGAGAAUGAAGCACAGCAAAUCGAAGAAGCUGUGCGGACAAUUCUAGACGCUGGGGUUCGCACGCCAGAUUUAGGUGGAAAGGCUAGCACGACAGAGGUGGGAGAUGCGAUUGUUACUGUGCUGCGUGGGGAGACAUUGUAG